Messenger RNA from Cicer arietinum (chickpea), 1403 nucleotides. Its product is annotated as probable inactive shikimate kinase like 2, chloroplastic. Lineage: Eukaryota; Viridiplantae; Streptophyta; Magnoliopsida; Fabales; Fabaceae. The record is from RefSeq and is a predicted model, not a curated record. Gene Ontology annotation, cellular component: cytosol.
UUUGACGAGCAUUGGAUAUUGUAAUGUUAUGUUAUCUGAAUCUAUCUAUCUAUCUAUGUUGUUAUGGCAGCCACUCCUGCAAGUCUCCGGUUUCUUCCCCAAAACCUCCCAACUUUCCAAUUCUUUUCAUCAUUUUUAAAACCAAAUGUUUUGUCAUUCUCUCACAAAUACCCUCUUUCUUCUCUACGUCCCUCUCAAUGUUCCUUCACUUCCCCCGUUUCCACCACUUCCUACGAGUUCUCUGAUGGUGCUUCUGAGAUGGAGUUAAGAUUAAAUAUUGGAGGCAUGGAUAUAAGUAGCACAAAAGACAUAUUGGUUGAUACAAAUGAUACAUCUUUAGCUAUAAGAGUGUUGCGCUCAGGAUCGCCUAUCACAUUGAUAGAAACUAAUCCUCUUUUUGACAAGAUUAAAUCAUCUGAAACAAUAUGGUAUUUAGAUGAUGAUCAGCUUGUUGUGAGUUUCAAGAAACAUGAUCCUGAGUUGAAAUGGCCUGACAUCAUGGAAUCAUGGGAAUCACUUGCUGCUGGAUCAUCACAGCUUUUGAAAGGAACGUCGAUUUAUCUUGUUGGCGAUUCAACUGAAAUCAACCAGAAAGUGGCUGAAGAGCUUGCUACUGGUCUCGGGUACACGCCACUUAGUACAAAAGAGUUACUGGAAGCUUAUUCCAACCAAACCGUGGAUUCAUGGCUGCUUGCUGAAGGUUCUGACUCGGUAGCCGAUGGCGAAGGAGUUGUUCUUGAAAGCAUAAGUAGUCAUGUAAGGGCAGUAGUUGCAACAUUAGGGAGUAAACAUGGUGCUGCUGGAAGAUCUGAUAAAUGGCGACAUCUUUAUGCAGGAUUUACUGUCUGGUUGUCACAAACCAAAGCAUCAGAUGAAGAUUCCGCAAAGGAGGAGACACACAGAAACAUCAAAGAUGGCAUAACUGCGUACACAAAUGCAGAUGUGGUUGUCAAGCUUCAGGGUUGGGAUCCUGCUUAUGCCAAAAGUGUGGCACAAGGAUGUUUGAGUGCCCUAAAACAGUUAAUCUUAUCAGACAAGAAACUUCCAGGCUUACUGUGUUAUGAUGCAGGUAAAAAAAGCCUAUACAUAAGAUUGGGAUGUCGUGGCGAUUGGCCAAACAUCCAACCACCUGGUUGGGAUCCAUCAAGUGAAGGCAGCGUAACUCAUGGCACACAAUAAUAAUGAUGCUUGUAAUAAUAAUAAGUGAGUAACAUCAAAUUUGUGAAUACAUGUUUGUGAAGGUAGUGUAAGAGAAAUGUGGCAGGGUGUUUAGGAAACUGGUUUAUCCGCCAAUUUUUUCAGCAGCAAUUGGAGUUCUUGGUUUUUGUUCAAUUUGCAUAUUUAUUUUCUCCCCCUCACAGAUUGAUGGAAUUUAUUAUUCUUUGGGAUUACUGUUGAUGAAA